Plectropomus leopardus (leopard coralgrouper) is the source of this 2477-nucleotide messenger RNA. It is a transcript of the gene srrm4, whose product is annotated as serine/arginine repetitive matrix 4. NCBI's taxonomy places the organism in Eukaryota, Metazoa, Chordata, Actinopteri, Perciformes, Serranidae. Gene Ontology annotation, biological process: neuron maturation; regulation of RNA splicing; mRNA processing. Gene Ontology annotation, cellular component: nucleus. The record is from RefSeq and is a predicted model, not a curated record. Gene Ontology annotation, molecular function: mRNA binding.
UCACGCCUGCCCUCAGACUUGCCGCGACACUUGCCUCGGCACCCGCUCAGCCCUGAGCCGGUGCGCGUAGGCGUCUAAUCAUCUCUACACCAAAACAUUGCACUUCAGCAACAAGAAAACCACUUGCUCUCUCUCACCCCUCGGGACUGAAACAUGCUCCGUCUCUUGUGAGCGAUGCCUAAUUCUGUGUGAGGCUGCCGACGGGAGCACACGGGAGAACAAGGAGCACUCCGACUCCCAACUCUGACCCCGUCCCAAAAAGCAGCAGAUGUGACAGAAGAGGAGAGGCGGAGAGAAAGAAACACAAUCUCCCCCCACCCCUCCUUCCUUCAUCUGGAAGAACAAUACCCAGGCUUCAGUUGGAGAGGGUCAGCUUUUGUCCCUUUCCCCACGCUCCCGCUCAUGAGCGAAGAGCAGACAGACGCGCUGACACAUUGACCUGCUGCUGCGAGAGGAGAAGACGGCGCACAAACAGUUGCAGCGUGUUUGAUUCAGUACUUGGACAGCUCCUGAGCGACAACCAGCGCAAGUGCGUGCGUGCGUUUCCAUGAGUGUGUAAGCUCUGUCGUUUUUUGGUUGGGAGAGCGAAGAAGCACAUAUGCAGCCCCCGUGCUCGCUCCAGCUCGGCCCCUGUGGCCCUUCUCCAUCCCUGGGAUCGCAGAGCAGCACCACUGGCUUCCAGCACCUGGGAGAGAAGCAGCUCUUUGAGAAGUUUUGGAAGGGGACUUUCAAGGCUGUGGCCACCCCGAGACCAGAGAGCGUCAUCGUGGCCAGCAUCACCGCCCGCAGGAGGGUGAAUAACUUAGAGACGACAGCCUGCCAACCACUCAAACCUGAUGAGAGGAAAUCUGCAGACACCAGGUUGGACACUGCGGACAGGAAUGGCUGCAUCAAGGGAAAAGGACGCAAACGACACAGUCAUCGCAGGGCCAGGAGCCCCUCCUUCGACCAGGAACUCUCCCCUCGGCCCAAGGGGAAGAAGAAGAAGAGAAAGUCUGAACGCAAGAGGAAAAGGAAAAGGUCCCCUUCCUACAGCCUGUCACCUCUGAGGAAGAAGAAAAAGAAGAAGAAGAAGAGCUCCAAGAAAAGCAAGCGGCAUAGGUAUACCUCCAAAAAGUCAAAACACAGCUCUUCAAGUUUAAAACGUAAGAGGAAGGAUGAGCGCAAACACAAGAAAAGUUCACGGACUCACUCACGGCGGAGGCGGCGCUAUCGGAGGUCAGAGUCGGACACUUCAUCUUACCAAUCUUCCACAGAGGACAGACACCAUCUGCAGAAAUCUGUGGUACAUCAGGCAUUAGGAGACCUGGCAGCUGUAGUAGAGGAAACCAAUGGAGUGCUUGACCACACGGACAUGAAGUGGAGACCAGCAACCAAAUCAGUGUGUAAAACGGCUCCAAAAUAUCGCUCCAUCCUCUCAACCGCCACCAUUUUGUCGCCAAAACCUGGAAGAGAGCUUUUGCGCGGAAAUGGGUCUCAGCAUUUAUCGAGCCAGACCGAAGGUCCGCGCGAUUACGAUUCUGGGAAUGACACAUCUUCGCCGCCGUCAAGCAAAACUGGAGUUUCUCAGGCGAGUGUCACUGACAUCAAGAGGAGCCGCUGUAAACGCCUGACCUCGCCAGAGAAGCUGAAGUUGACUGACAGAGACAAUGCCUCUGAUUCAGGAAACUCUGUGACCAGCUACGCUUCCCUGUGCAAACCUUACGGAGAGGACGGCCUGUCUGCCACCCUUUUCAGUGGAAACGGCAAGAGAGAGCAGAUAACCUUGGGGUGUCGCGUGGAGGUUGUGAGAUCCCCAAAGACGUCCAGCUGCUCACAGAGGAUGAGGGAGUCGUCUCAAAGGCGACUGAAAACACGGUCGUCCAGCAGCAGGAGCAGGAGCAGAUCCUCGGGGACUUCCAGAUACUCCAGCCGCUACUCUCGAAGCCCGUCGCUGUCGUCUUGCAGCUCGUACUCGCGCUCACCGAGUUACUCGGCUGAUCCGAGGCGGCGAGGCAGCGUGGCCAGCCUGAGCUCCAGAGGAAGCUACUCCAGAUACAGUGACAGACUACGAGACAGAAAGAGAACACACAGCUCCAGAGACACAGAUGUGAAGCAUGCACAUAAGGUUAGUGGGAAGAGACAAAGACGGAAAUCCUACUCUCCUAUGAAGAAAAGAAGAAGAGACUCACCGAGCCAUCUGGAAGCACGCCGAAUCACAAGUGCCAGGAAGCGACCCAUCCCUUACUUCAGACCGAGCCCGUCCUCCAGCAGUCGCUCCACCAGCGUGUCGUCCUGGAGCAGCCUCUUCACCCGCAGCCGCAGUCGCAGCCCCAUCCACAGCAUCACCCGCAGCCGCAGCCGGAGUUACUCCUCCUACAGGAGCUACAGCCGCAGCUCAUCCUGGAACUCAAUCUUCGGGACCCGCAGUCGCAGCCGGAGUCGAGGUUCGCUGAACAAACGCAACAAAGCCAGGCAUUAAGUUUCUGAGAGCACAC